Molecule: messenger RNA, 3101 nt
Organism: Periophthalmus magnuspinnatus
Lineage: Eukaryota; Metazoa; Chordata; Actinopteri; Gobiiformes; Gobiidae
Product: interferon-induced, double-stranded RNA-activated protein kinase-like
Exons: 19
Coding region: 134-2197 (687 amino acids)
Biological process (GO): protein phosphorylation
Molecular function (GO): protein kinase activity; ATP binding
Source: RefSeq, a predicted model, not a curated record
GAGAAUGAACGCAGAAUCGAAAGUAAGAAACAUAGUGGAAGAGGAAGAGGUUUUGCGAAAGCGUAUCUUUUAAACAUAUUUAUUGAUCUAUUAGUGUGAUUUAAUUUUUAAUGGAUAUAAACAGUAGUUAAUCAUGGAUGCAACAAAUUAUAUCGCAAAAUUACAUGAAUUGGCGCAAAAAAAUCGCUGGCUGCUGAAGUUUGAAGAUGUUGAUUAUGUGGGGCCCGAUCACCUCAGAACGUUUACUGUAAGGGCAGUGGUGGAUGGAAAAGCCUAUGCUAAUGGUGUGGGGAAGAAUAAGAAGGAGGCAAGACAAAUGGCUUCUAAAAAUGCUCUGGAAGUUGUCCUCAGUGACCCAGCACCUGAAUUGAAAGAAGCUGCGCCAUCCAGUGUACCCCCUUCACCAGUGCAAUCAACAGGCAUCACCCGGUUUAACUACAUGUGCUGGUUGAAUGAAUAUGGACAGAAAAAUAAGUUUUUGGUCAGAGCUGUGGAAUCAGUUACAGCAAACUCAGUAAAUGCAUCUCAGUGCUGUAGAUUUGUAGUGGGAGAUAAGGAGUACCCAGCAGCUUAUGGAACAACAAAGAAAGAAGCCAAAGAAGAGGCAGCCAAGCUUGUUUACUAUGCAAUUUUUGGAAAUGAAACAGCUCAGACUGCUAUAACCGUACCAGAUCAUCUUAAGGAGGAUGACAAGCAAGGUGUUUCAGAAAUCAUUAAAACCACACAGAGACGGAGCAUCACCACUGAAGAUGAAGGAUUUGCAGAUACUAAUUUUAUUGGGAUUCUCAAUCACUACUGCCAGAAGAAAAAUCUCCUCCAUGAUUUUGUAUUUGAGAAGCGAACUGGGCCACCCCAUGACCCUCAAUUUUUCUUCAAGGUCGUUAUUGAUAAAAAGGACUAUCCUUUGGCUGAAGGAAAGAGCGUUAAAAUAGCCAAGCAGAAAGCAGCUCAAAUGGCCUAUUCCACUCUGCAAGAGCAGUCCGACUGGGACAGCAAGGUGUCUAUCCGAUCCUCUGAAGACUCACCUGCUCAGCUCCUUACACCGGCAGUUUCAAACCCUGUUGCUCAAGAUGCCAACAAAAAUGUAAGAGCAAUCUCUACAAGUGACUCAGUAAUAACUUCACAUGCCGUUAGCCCUCCUAAACAUAAGGCUGUAAGUCCUGAUGUAAAGCCCAAAAUAAAGCUUGCAGCAAAUUUUCCUAAUGCCAAUAAAAGUAAAGAGGAUAUAAUGCCAAAUUUAACUAUUAAGAAAAAUGUUAUACCUGUAGAGAAAACACCACCACAACCAAUUAAUUCAAGAUUUGUAUCAGAUUAUGACUCCAUUGAAGCUCUUGGCAAAGGUGCCUUUGGAACUGUCUUCAAAGCAAGACAAAAACUGCUUGAGAAAUAUUUUGCCAUAAAGAUCAUUCGCUGCAAAGAAAAAACCCUACGUGAGGUAAAGGCUUUGUCAGACCUAAGUCAUGUUAAUAUUGUGAGAUACUACACCUGUUGGAUGGAGGAUACAGCGUACCAGUGGGACUCCUCUAUUGAUAGCUACAGCUCAUCUCAAUCUACAGGUAACCAAUCUGAAAAGUACUUGUACGUUGAAAUGGAGUUAUGUGACACUAAAACCCUCAGAGUCUGGAUCGAUGAGAAAAACACUCAAAAUGUGAAGAAAUCUCGGCGUGACCCCCGGAGAAGAGAGGAAAGUCUGAAGAUCGCUCAGCAGUUGGUCACUGGAGUGGAGUACAUCCACUCACUGGCACUAAUCCACAGAGAUCUAAAGCCUGCAAAUGUCUUGUUUGGGCGUGAUGGAAAUGUGAAGAUUGGAGACUUUGGCCUGGUCACUGCAGAGAGCACUGACGAAGAAAAUGUCAUAGAAAGAACAGUUUACAAAGGGACACCAUCGUAUAUGGCCCCUGAACAAAUGAACAGGAAAACCUAUGACCGGAAAGUGGAUAUUUUUGCUUUGGGACUGAUAUAUUUUGAACUCCUUUGGAAUAUUGUAACAGGACAAGAACGCCAAGCGAUUUGGGAUGAACUUAAAGUCCAGAAACUUCCUGAAGACUUUACUCGCUAUUUUCAACAAGAGGGCCAGAUAAUAAAGUCCAUGUUGUCUGGUCAGCCACAGGAUCGACCAGAAGCCAAGAAAGUGAUGCAGGAGCUAGAAGAAUGUUCCCAGUUACUCACAAUGUUUAAAAGCAUGCGCACUGUAUGAAACAUUUUUCCUACAUCAUGUCAAAGUCAGUGCAUGCUCAACACAGGCACAUUUUAUCUACUUGAAUUUACAUGACAAAAAUCUCAUUUAUUGUACGUUAUUGAAUUUUGCUCAUGUUAAUGAUAAUAUGAAAGCUAGGGUUCCACUGACUAUUUACUGGUUUUAAUGAAUUAUGAACUUAAUAUACAGUAAUUGAUGUUUACAGUGGGUCUGUGUGUUAUUGUUUUUUGUUUUUUUUAUCUGGCGUUGGUACAUGAUGAUUCGGCUGUGUGUCAAACAUCACUAAACAGAAUUGAAUUACAAUAAUGGCUUACACUUGUUAAAGCGCUACACUAUAGUCAUUAUUCAUUCAUUUCCACACUUGGUGAUGGUAAGCUACUAUUGUAGCCACAGCUGCCCUGGGGCAGACUGACGGAAGUGAGGCUGCCAAUCUGCGCCAUCAUUCGACCACCUAUCAUUCGAGCACACACCACUUUCAUACUAGGCUACUGUGGGAGAAGUGUCUUGCCUAAGGACACAACGACAGAACUUGGUCCUCCGACCUUCGGGUUGGGGGACCAACACUCUAACCACUGAGCCACUGUCGCCCAAUUAAAACAGUAAAUAUAAUUCCUCAUUGUUCCAGGUGUGGUCUGUAGUAAACAGUAAACAUUUUAAAUAUUUAAAGUGGGCUAUAAAUGCACUAAAAGGAACUUCUGACAGUUAUUUUGACACUAUUAUAGGAGAGAGAGUUUUUAAAGGGUGCAAACGAGUGGGUGAGAGAGUUGCAGAUUGGGUGAUUAUUUAUGUUUUGAUUUGUGUGAUUUUAAUGUCUUUCUUAUUCUGUAAAGCACUUUGAAUUACCUCGUGUACGAAUUGUGCUAUACAAAUAAACUUUCCUUGCCUUGCCUAUAGGUCAAUACAC